AUGUCAAAUAUCAACAACCCACGUACAGAUGUUAGCUGUAUGCCUCCUCAACAACAGGAAUACCAUAACCCACAAAUAGGUCAUAGCUCAGGAAUAAUGGCAGAUACAGCUACAAAAUCAAUCCAUCAUUCACCCUUUCAAGCAACUAUCACCAGUUCAUUAAUGCAUAAUGCAGAUGAAAAGAAUACCAAUGCAAAUACCACAAUGACAACCACCGCUAAUACAUCUACAGGUACUUCUCAUUCAACUGCACAUACAACACCUUUAACAUCACCUGUCACUACUAUGUUGGGUAACGGAACUAAUGAAACUUUGAAAGAAACAAAUAAUAAUACACUACCACCAUUUUCAUUUGCAAAAAGACCUAUUGAUUUUCCUCAAAAAACAAGAGUAUCAUCCCUAUCUGGAAUAGAGUCAUACUUUGGGUCAAUCCAAAGUAAUGAGAAUCAAAAUAAUAAGAAUUCAUUAAGUAAGAGUCUUAAAAAUCCUGAUUUUGAUUAUAAUGAACAAAUCCGAUUUCCUCAAAUGAGUCAUACAUAUUAUACAUAUAGAAAAAGUUUACAAGAAUCUAAUAAUCGACCUAUCCUAGAAUCAAAUAAUAAAGUGCUUGUUGAAGUAGAAUCACAGAAUGUGAAAUAUAAACCAGCAACAUUUGAUUUAUCCAAACCCUUAAGGAGAUUUUCAAACCCGGGAAGACAAGAGGCUCCGUUAAAAAGGCAAAAUAGUGAUGAUGAUAAAUUGCUAGAAGAAUAUACCACUAAUAAUUAUAUCUAUGAACGUAAGGUUGAAAGAGAUAAAUUACGGGAUAUGUUCAACAAUGAAAUGAUGAGUUCCGUAAAUCAUCCAGCACCAAAACCUCGUAUUAGAAAUCAGUCAAGUUUUCCUAAAUUAAAUGAUAAUAAUACUGCCAUUCCAUCUUUGAAUCAACUUUAUCAAUUGAAGAAACCAUUAUGUACACCUGCAGUAUUACGCCCAGCAUUCACCAAUGAUAAUGAUUCCAAUGAAGCCGUACCACAAUUAAAACCUUCCUACUCUCCUUGCAACAGUACAAUAUAUACAAUCACGGCACCAAUAUCACCAGUCAGAUUCGAUAUUGAACCUACUCAUUCGCAUUGGAAAUCAAACAGUAUGACCAAUAAUUGCAUAACAUGUUUCAAACCCUUGCUGACGUUAUUAAUGUCAAUAAUAUGCGAUACAAACAACAAAAGACAUCAUUGUCGAUUUUGUGGCUUGAUAUAUUGUAGUGAUUGUUUAGUACAAGAUGAAACCACCAAUCAUCCAAAUGCAAUCUUAUUGGAUUCAAAUGCAAGAUUCAUCAUUCCAAUAUUUGAAAAUAUAAGAUCAAAGCAACCACCUGAAAUUAAACGAUUAUUCAAAAUCUGUCGAAAAUGUAGUGUGCUUUAUAAUGUUUUAGUCCAGGAUAUAAAUCGAUCAUUAAGAAAUGGUAAUGGUGAUUGGAAAUAUUUUUCGGAUUCUACAAGAGAUGAAUUAAAGACAUUACUGUUUGUUUAUGUUGAGAAUCCAUAUGUUAAGAAAGAAUCUUGUAUGAGAUUCAGGUUGGGAAGUCGAGAGGAUGAAAGAAAUUUGAGUAAUGGGUCUGGAAUAGGUGAUGUUCCAAAUGAUUGGACAUGGAGUCUGUUUUAG
Molecule: messenger RNA, 1644 nt
Organism: Hemisphaericaspora subhashii
Lineage: Eukaryota; Fungi; Ascomycota; Pichiomycetes; Serinales; Debaryomycetaceae
Exons: 1
Coding region: 1-1644 (547 amino acids)
Molecular function (GO): metal ion binding
Source: RefSeq, a predicted model, not a curated record